This is a messenger RNA of Cantharellus anzutake, 1518 nucleotides long. RefSeq lists its product as uncharacterized. The coding region runs from base 1 to 1518 and encodes 505 amino acids. The record is from RefSeq and is a predicted model, not a curated record. NCBI's taxonomy places the organism in Eukaryota, Fungi, Basidiomycota, Agaricomycetes, Cantharellales, Hydnaceae. The transcript has 8 exons.
AUGUUAUUAGUUCUCAAGUUAGAGACUGAGUCUAAUGACAUGAGGGUGUGGAUGAAUGAUAAGACUUGGAAAGGUAUAAAGCAACUUGGAUUGCCCAACUCUGCACUUCCACAACCAUCUGGACCAUCAAUCGACAUGCCUCUCAUGCAGCUCUCUGCCCUUAUGAUCCACUUCUGGAUCCUCCCAAUCAACCUCGAAAGGCCACAGGAGGACAAACCGCCAUGGAACUCAACAAUAUGGUGUAACGCUACUGAUGUCCAUUCUGGCCUCUUUCCAGAGGACGUCGCUUCUCUUCCCCGGUAUAUUGGUUGGGAUAUGGCUCAGAAAAAUGCUGUCUUGAGACUCUUCAACUCUGCAUUGAAUAAAAAUGCACAAGCGGUUUGGGAUUUGAUGGCACAUCCUCCAGCUGACUUGAAGGGUGCAGUGAAGAUCUGGACUGCCACCUGGAAGAAGAUGUGGGAUCGUGUCUGGGGAUUCAUGGCCAUCGAAAACGUGUUGAUCAAGACUGACUUCCAUCCCCAUUCCAUCAUUACAGAGAUAUCCCUGCGGACUUCAAGCCAGAACACCCAAAUCCUCACCUCGCCUGUCUUGGUGAUCAUGGACCAAUUGCUCUCAGUUGCUUGGCAUCGAUUGACUGUCAAGAGCAAGAGAAUGGAGAAAGUCCUGGAGAGGCUGGAGAAGCAGGCAGUGGAGAAAUUCGAAAAACUCCAACAGCUCUUUGAAGAUGCUCCAUCAAAACUCACGGUUCCCAUGAUCAAGACCACAUCCCAGAUCAUCGACGAUUACUCCCUUCAUGCCCAACUUUUCCCCAGUGCCAACCGCAAAAAGCGCAUCGAGGAGAUGAAGGGAUUCAUGGGCAUGUUGUUCGCCAUCCUCGACAUCAAGGUCCAUGAACACGUUAUCACAAUAGACCGUACAAAAUUCAACACCAGCAUGCUCAACAUCUUGAAGAAACUUGCCACAGUGGAGCAGCUGAAAGAGCUGGAAGCAUACUAUCUGGGGAUGGGACCAGCAAGACAGAUUCUGGAUCUGGAAGCACUCAAGGCCAGUCUGGAGCUCAACAGCCCACGUUCAGAUUGUCAACUAGGUUUCUUGGCCACUGAGUGCGACAAAAUGCAGCGCUACACAUCAUGGGACCCCCAAUUCCAACAGAAUAGUGAUUGGAGGAAGGCUGGGAACAUCGCUCCCUUGACCCUUCAAGAACAGCAACUAGAUGGUAUUUACAGCAUGUGCCACAUGCUGUUUACUCCCACCCCUGGACGGAAAUCUGGUAUUCUUGUGGCCAAUGCAAUGGGAGUCGGAAAAACUGGGCAAGCAUUGGCAUUCAUUUCCCUGAUCAUACACCAGAUCUCAAGACAAAAAGCUGGAGCAUUGCCCUCAAAGGGCACAAUCUUUGGAACAGUCGAUGUUAUGGUGUACACCAACGAGACCCAGAAAUCAUUCUGGGGGAAGGUGGGAUUUGGAGCAAGUCCAAACUCCCAUUGGAACACCACAUCAUUAUCAUGGCAGACUCUGUGA